AUGACUUUUCUGCCCUUUGUGUCGCUGGCUGCCGUCUUCUCGGCUGCGACGGCCACGGCCUCCAUUGCUGGCGCCAACAGCGACAGCGCAACUCGGUAUUUGAACUCGACUAGCUUGCCUCGGCAAGCUCAAAUUAUUGACAGUGCCGAUUUUGCGUCGAUUGAAUCGGUUGCGCCGUCAAGUGAAUACAAUGGCAUAACUGAAUGGGUGCCGCCUGGCACCACACGACAGGGGCUAAAGGACCGCCCAUUCCUCGUAUUCGACCCUGAAUUUCUGGAAAUUAUUGGUAGUGACCCGAAACUUGCAAUCAUUGCCGAGACUGAAAAGGAUCCCUUAUUUCACGAAGCUGUCGUCUGGAUUCCUGCGACAGAUGAAGUCUUUUUUGCGCAAAACGCUGGAGCUCCGGAUGCCGGAACCGGGCUCAACAAGUCGUCCAUUGUCCAAAAGGUGUCCGUGUCGGAGGCGCUGCAGGUUGCUUCUGGCAACAAGACUGGCCAUGUCAAAGUCGAGACUGUCUCCUCUAACCCGCCAGUGAUUAAUCCUAAUGGCGGAACCAACUAUAAAGGAAAUAUUCUCUUUGCAGGUGAGGGUAUGGGCAACAAGACGGCCUCUGCUCUUUAUUCUGUCAACCCCCUGCCGCCCUACAAUGCGACAAUUCUCGUAAACAACUAUUACGGUCGGCAGUUUAACUCGCUAAACGAUAUUGGAGUCAACCCCCGCAAUUCGCACAUUUACUUUACAGAUCCUCUUUACGCUUACUUUCAGGACUUUCGGCCGCCACCGGCUUUGCCUGUUCAGGUGUACAAGUUCAACCCAGAGACAAAGGCCAUUCAGGUCGUCGCCAGCAUUACCUUUUCUCCCGACGGCGAAUUCGUCUACGUCACUGACUCGGGAGCACACCACGGCUUCCGUGGCUUUGAUCCAUCCCGUCCCUCAACCAUCUACCGAUUUAAUGUUGCCGAAGAUGGCACCUUUGAAAACCGAAAGACCUUUGCCUUUGUCGACAAUGGAGUCCCGGAUGGUAUUCACUGUGAUAGCAAGGGCAACGUCUAUGUUGGAUGCGGAGACGGAAUCCAUGUUUUUAACCCAUCGGGCAAGCUUCUAGGCAAGAUCUUUACCGAUGGCGGAGCAGCCAACUUUCAGUUUGUCGGGAAUGGAAAGAUGAUCAUUUGCGCCGAGACACGACUCUACCUGGCGCUGAUUGCAGCCAAGGCGGCCCCCAUUCAUUGA
This is a messenger RNA of Beauveria bassiana ARSEF 2860, 1230 nucleotides long. Its product is annotated as evolved D-lactonohydrolase. The transcript has 7 exons. The record is from RefSeq and is a predicted model, not a curated record. NCBI's taxonomy places the organism in Eukaryota, Fungi, Ascomycota, Sordariomycetes, Hypocreales, Cordycipitaceae. The coding region runs from base 1 to 1230 and encodes 409 amino acids.